GAGAUAUGCCAACUUAUUCUUUCAUUCAUCACUCACUCUACACACUCACAAAAAUAGGAUUCCAUCUUCAAUUUCAUCUUACCUCAUGGCAGCUGGUAUGUCUGUUUUCCUCUCUAAUUCCCGCCUUUUUUCCUCUCUAAUCAAUCCACUCCUAUUGCGUUUCUUGACGACCUCCUUGCACUUGAUUUUGUUUUUCAUUGUACUCGUUUCGUGGCUUCACAAGAAAUUUAGGAGAAACGACGAUGAAAACCAUAAACAUAGAAAUGUCUCAUACUACAAAACAACCCUUUUCUCCUCCUUAGGCCUUUCACUCUUUAAUCUCACUCUAUUCCUUCUGAACCUCUUCUAUUGGUAUGCAAAUGGCUGGAGUGAUGAAAAGAUCCUAACUUUAUCAGACUUGGCUGUCAAAACACUUUCUUGGUUGUGUCUCUUUCUCUUCUUGCAUGUCUGUUUCUCGAAUUCGAAAGAAACUAAGUAUCCCCUCGUUCUGAGGCUUUGGUGGGGGGUGUUCUUUUGUGUGUCUUGUUAUUGCCUUGUAACAGACGUUCUUUAUUUCGAAAAAGCCAAAAAUUUGUCGACUCUAUUUUGGGCCUCUGAUGUUGUUUCAGUCCUUAUGAGUAUAGUGUUCUGUUUCACUGGGUUUUGGGGUUCGAAAAGGGAGGAUGAGAACACUAUCCUUGAAGAACCCCUUUUGCAUGAUAGGUCUAGGAAUGGUAUAGAGUCUGAGACGCCGGCGGCCAAAGGGGACGAGACUGUGACCCCUUAUGGCAGUGCUGGUGUUUAUAGUCUCUUUACUUUCUCGUGGAUGGGUCCUUUAAUCGCGAAAGGGUACAAGAAAACCUUGGAUCUCGAGGAUGUUCCUCAGCUUGCCGGCUUGGACACUACUAGAGAGGCGUUUCCAGUUUUGAAUGAUAAGCUGGAGUCAUAUAGUGGAGGAAGUAAACGAGUCACUGCGGCCAUGCUGGCAAAGGGGUUGCUCUUUACCGCUUGGAGGGAAGUUGCGAUUUCUGCUAUCUGUGUGUUGAUUUACACGUUGGCUUCUUAUGUUGGCCCUUACCUCAUUGAUAUCUUUGUCCAGUACUUGAAUGGAAGUACACAUUUUGCAAAUGAGGGCUAUAUAUUAGUUUCUGCAUUUACCAUUGCAAAGAUGUUUGAGUGCUUUGCACAGAGACAUUGGUUUUUCAGGGUCCAACAGGGGGGUUAUAGGGCAAGAGCAGCAUUAGUUGCCAAAAUAUAUAAUAAGGGAUUGACGCUUUCAUGUCAAUCUAAGAAUGAACAUACAACAGGGGAAAUUAUUAAUUUCAUGGCAGUUGAUGCUGAGAGGAUAGGUGAAUUUGGUUGGUAUAUGCAUGAUCCAUGGAUGGUGAUUCUGCAGGUCGUCUUAGCAUUAAUUAUAUUGUAUAAAGAUCUAGGGCUUGCUUCAAUAGCUGCACUUGCUGCUACUGUUGUUGUCAUGCUAGCAAAUGUCCCACUUGGGAAAUUGCAGGAGAAAUUUCAGGAUGGGCUAAUGAAAUCUAAAGAUAAAAGGAUGAAGGCAACUUCGGAAGUCUUAAGGAACAUGAGAAUCCUUAAACUUCAGGCUUGGGAGUUGAGGUUUCUCUCUAGAAUUCAGGAACUUAGGAGUGUAGAAGCCAGGUGGUUGGCAAGAUACCUUUAUACCACAGCGUUCACUACUUUUCUCUUUUGGGGUGCUCCUACGUUUGUGUCUAUGGUAACUUUUGGUGCUUGCAUGUUGAUGGGAAUCCCACUCGAGUCAGGAAAAAUACUAUCUGCACUGGCAACCUUUAGGAUUCUUCAAGAGCCAAUUUACAGUCUACCAGAUACAAUAUCCAUGAUUGUUCAGGCCAAAGUUUCUCUGGAUCGAAUUGCGUCAUUCCUUUCUCUUGACGACCUGCCACCAGAUGUUGUGGAGAAGCUUCCGGUUGGUAGUUCUGAUUUUGCCAUUGAGAUAAUAGAUGGAAACUUUUCUUGGGAUGCAUCUUCUUCUAGUCCUACAUUGAGAGAUAUUAAUUUUAGAGUGUCGCGUGGAAUGAGGGUUGCAGUUUGUGGCAUGGUUGGUUCUGGCAAGUCUAGCUUACUUUCCAGUAUUUUGGGGGAAAUACCAAAAAUAUCUGGAGCGGUUAGUCUUUCAGGAACAAAAGCCUAUGUUGCUCAGUCCGCUUGGAUACAAAGCGGAAAAAUAGAGGAAAAUAUACUGUUUGGUAAAGAAAUGGAUAGACAGCGAUACAAUAGGGUCCUUGAAGCAUGCUCGCUGAAUAAAGACCUGGAGAUUCUACCUUUUGGGGAUCAAACUGUUAUUGGUGAGAGGGGAAUCAACAUGAGUGGUGGACAGAAGCAGAGGAUACAGAUUGCGCGAGCUCUUUACCAAGAUGCCGAUAUUUAUAUAUUUGAUGAUCCAUUCAGUGCUGUGGAUGCACAUACAGGCACUCAUCUUUUCAAUGAAUGCAUCAUGGGGCUUCUGAAUUCCAAAACCAUUAUUUAUGUUACUCAUCAAGUCGAGUUUCUGCCUGCUGCUGACCUUAUUCUGGUUAUGAAAGAAGGACAGAUUAAACAAGCCGGCAGGUACAACGAUAUUCUCAAAUCAGGAAGCGAUUUUAUGGAACUUGUUGGUGCACACGAGGAGGCUUUAUCAGCUCUCGACUCUAUUAGUACCGAGAAAUCAGCGAAUGGUGAGGGAAGUAGCUCUGCAAAUGCUAAGCCUGGUUUGCAGAGACAGGAAUCGAAGAAACAUGGAAAUGAUAACAAGAAUGAGGAAACAAAGGGCCAGCUUGUUCAAGAUGAAGAAAGAGUGAAAGGAAGUGUUGGACUGUCAGUUUAUUGG
This is a messenger RNA of Salvia hispanica, 2821 nucleotides long. The record is from RefSeq and is a predicted model, not a curated record. Lineage: Eukaryota; Viridiplantae; Streptophyta; Magnoliopsida; Lamiales; Lamiaceae.